AUCAAACAAAAUCCAGCUGAGCUCAACUCCAGUCAUGUUGUAGUUGGUUCCGACCAGCAAGGGGCAGCAGAGACACGGCGAACUGUCUGCAAACUGUUUAAGGACCAACCGACCCAGAUGAUUCAAAAAGAAUUGUUCAGUUUCUGCUUGGAGAGAAUCAGAGACUCGCUGAACAAUUUAGUUGUAAGAAGAUCUGGAUCGUUUCCAGCUUCAUUUCAUUCACUGAUAAAAAGAAAAACGGAAGGAUGAGUAAGACAACGGGAAUUCUUUCUGGAAUCACUUCACUGGCAUUUGGACGAGGUCAAUAAUGUUAGAAAUGUCCUCGCAGCGUUAAGGGACCCCGCAGGUAACCAAAUCCGUUCAGGUCCCCACAGUCAGAAAAACAGGUGAAUGUGUAUUUGUUUAAGCGUGUGUGUGCGUGUGUGUGCUUUUCCUGUUUUUGUGAGACCCGGUUCGGUUCCGGUUCUUUAACUGAAGACAUCUCUUCAUCUUGAGGACAGUGUCCAUCAGGGGGCCCUGCGGACCGGGCCGGGCCAGAACCCCGGUCCGGUCUGGUCCUGUCCGGUCCUCACAGAGACGGAAGGCCCGAACUAAUCGGUCCACCUUAAAUGUGCGAGUGUGAGCGUCACGUGACCGUGUUCCUGGAAAGUUCCUGGAAACCUGCGGUGUUGUUGUUUAUGGAGCUCCGGACCGCCGCGCCGCUCCACUAGGAACCAGGACCACGGACUCUGGUUCGGUGGUUCGGCUGCUAGGAGCUGCGUGACGGACCGCCGGUUCUGAUCCACCUACAGCCCCUCGUGGGUCGGCUGCAGCCGCCAUUAGUAGUUCUAGAGCCGGAGCAGGUUCGGAAGCGUCCGGACCCAGUCUGCAGGUGUACACCCGGUUCCGCUGGCAUGACGGCGGGUUGGCGGCGGACGACCCGGAGCUGUUAGCGGGCGGCUGGAUCGGAACCUCCCCGGCAGGUGGGUCCAGUUUGGGCACCAGGUGCUACCAGGAGGGCGGUUCUCCAGCCGUUCACAUCCCACCAACCUUUCCAGGUUUUCCGGUGGUUUUCCGAGUUGCAGGCUGAAGGUCGGAUCUGUCCGAUGACCUGCCAGUCCUCCGAAUCCCAGGAAGCCAUUGAGGACGCCAGAGGAGCCGACGACGGCGCCGGGACCGAGGAGUCGGACGAGAACCGCGUCGCCUCGGCCCUGAAGGAGCUCAGGAAGACAGGUUGGUACUGGGGCGGCCUGACGGCCAACGAGGCCAAAGAGAUCCUGCAGGACUCGUCGGAGGGCAGCUUCCUGCUGCGGGACAGCUCCCAGAGGGACUUCCUGUUCACCAUCUCCACCAUGACGUCCGCCGGCCCCACCAACCUGCGCAUCGAGUUCCGGCACGGGAAGUUCAAACUGGACUCGGUGGUUCUGGUGAAGCCCAAGCUGAAGCAAUUCGACAGCGUGGUCCACCUGGUGGAGCAUUACGUCCAGCUGUCCCGGACCGGUGGCCGCACCGCGCCGGCGCCGCCGGGCCCCAAUGGCACCGUGCAGCUGCUCCUCAUCAGGCCCGUGUACGCCGCCGUCCCGUCGCUGCAGCACCUGUGUCGGAUCGGCAUCAACCGGUCGGCCCGGCGGGUCCAGGACCUGCCCAUCCCCAACCGACUGAAGGACUACCUGACAGACUACGCCUACAACGUCUAGAGGUCGUCCAGAGGUCCUCCCAUCUGAGUCCAACGGCGUCCGGACCGGCCGUGUGUCUCUGCACGGAGCCGGGAACCGGUCCGGUUUCCUCUCCCAUCUCCAUGGUAACGGGAAGCAGAAUUCCUCUGAUUGUUCUGGAGAUUCCUGAACAGGUUUCCAGAAUCCUGACAUCAGGAAGACGGACGGACGGACGGAUCGGUCAUUUCAACUGAAACCCAAAGAGAAACGGGUCGGAGACGGGUCAGAGCAGCAGAACCGCCCUUAACCUCCUGCUCAGGUUGUUGAAAAUAUUUAUUGCUGUUCCUCUGAUGUUCUGGAGAAACGUUCCUGAUCAGUACCAGGCCCGGUUCUGGUGGAGCCCAGAGUAUCAUCUCUGUCUCCUACAGAACCACGGCUCGGCAAACCGGGUCUCAGCAGAACCAAACAGCUGCUUUGGUUCUGCUUACAACUUGAUUUUCUAUAAAAAUAUUUCUGGAAGCUGAUUGGCUGCAGCUCUGAUCACAUGAUUAAAGGCGCCGUGUCACUUCCUGUCUCCCAGAAUUCCUUCAGUACAGCUCAGGAUCACACCAGAACCAGAACCAGAACCUGAACCAGAUUGAAAAAUAUUCUCAGAGGUUACUUUUCAUGUGUGUUACCAUGGUAACCAGUUCAUCUAAUUUUCAAUUUCCUUGUUUGUUUGUUUUUUUUCUUUUCGCAAAUUUUUUUCCCAUUAAAUUUUCAUUUGUAGACAUUAAAAUUAGGGAAAAUAUUUUUCAGAUUUCCUUCAGAUUUUCUGAUUGAAACUCACAGGAUUUCUGAACCAGAGUUCUGUUUGGUUCUGAUCGGUCUGGUUCUGAUAAAAACCGAAGUAGAACAUUAAAGUGAGGGAAGCAGGAAGUGUGUGGGUAUUUUUCCUGAAGCCGGUCCCGCCGGAUCCCUGGAAGCGGGCAGAACUUGGUGAACUCCAUCCAGAACCGAGCGGCCCGGUAAACAGCAGGAACGGAGCGCUCUGAUUGGCCGACGGCCGGCCGUGACUCUGUUUGGCUCUCAUUGACGUAAACAAUCGUGUCGAUGGUGACGAGCGUCGGAGAGGUUGCUUUGACCCCUUCAGGCUUCGGUAGACUUUGAACCUGUAGUACUGCGGAGCUGUGAGCCAAUCAGAUUACAGGAAAACAUCAACCAUUGAGCUGUUGUCUGUUCCUACUUGACCUCUGACCUGCUGGUGGAUUUUAGAUCCUGCUUUCUAAAGAAACAGUUUAAUUUGAGUUUCAUCUGAGAAGUAUCAGAGAAAAACUCUCAUGUUUAGAAAAGAGUUGGAAAUCAAAACCUGAAUCUGCUAAAUUAUUGAGCUUUCAGAAAGUUAUUAGAAAUCAGUGAUAAAUGAAAACAAUUUGCUAAACGUGGAGCGUCAUGAAGUCAUGCCUGGAGAAGAGAAGGGGCCGGGAUCCAGCCCUGAGGAACACCACGGAUAAUCGCUGCCUGGAAUUAAACCAUAAAACUUCCUGGAGCUUAUUUGAGAUCCGAGCCGGUCCAGAGCAGCUCCGGGCUCAAGGUUCAGUUUGGUCGGGAUCAGGAUGGUUGUCAUGGUGACACAGCUAAAUUGACUCUGUUCAGGAAUAUUUAUUAAAUAUUAUCUAUCGAUCGAAUGAUUAAACAGAUGAAAUAUUAAAAGCACAGCAGUCUGGGAUAGAUUAGGAUGAUUUGACGUCUUUGAUAAACGACCAACAGUCAUUCAGACAAAUGUUCAUUUAUUCAGUAAAAAAAACUAAAAGUGGUUAUUUACAAUAAAUUUUAGUUAAACCAAAGAGCAGAACAAUGCUUUGAUUUUGAAUAUCAGUUUUUUCUGUUAAGUUUGUUGUUUAAUAAAGUGUAUUGGUAUUUCCUGA
Molecule: messenger RNA, 3541 nt
Organism: Xiphophorus hellerii (green swordtail)
Lineage: Eukaryota; Metazoa; Chordata; Actinopteri; Cyprinodontiformes; Poeciliidae
Gene: socs2
Product: suppressor of cytokine signaling 2
Exons: 3
Coding region: 1086-1676 (196 amino acids)
Biological process (GO): phosphatidylinositol phosphate biosynthetic process; intracellular signal transduction
Cellular component (GO): phosphatidylinositol 3-kinase complex
Molecular function (GO): 1-phosphatidylinositol-3-kinase regulator activity
Source: RefSeq, a predicted model, not a curated record